GAGAAGUCCAAGCUCGCAAAACAUCCGAGUGACGAUUAUUGGAUUCUCCCAUUCCCAUCUUUCACCAUGAGCUCCUUCGGGCCCAAGCGGAAAGCGCGUGUUAUCCAACCCCUCGAAGACGAUGAUGCCGACCUGAAGCCAUCGUCGGAUACUGGCGAGGAGCAGCAGAGUGACCAAUCAGCGCCCCCAGGGCGCAUCAAGUUUGGUCGCAACAAGCCCGCCAAGUCCUCGGCUCUCAGGAAGAGCUUCAACCCCAACGACGACGACGAAGAUGGGCAGGAAGGAUCCGCAUCUGCGCCGGCUGCGACAGCACGCGACGGGGACGAAGAUGGUAGAUCUAGUGCACCAGUCGUGGUUCGUCCAGUGUUAGGUCGCUCCGGAUCGUCUAGGUUGAAGAAGCGCCCGUCAUCAUCUCGACUUUCAUUCGGUACCAACGCGUCCACGGCAGACGAGGACGAAGAAGAUAAUGCAACUCCCAGUGUGGUCGCGAAGCCAUUCACGCCGAAGAAGCCGCUCGGUCAACGCCUGCUCGAGAAAAACGCGCUCCGCCGAACCUCCUCCCUGCAGAGCCUCACGGGACGCCUACCGGUGCGCUUCGGCGGCGAGGAGGAGCGGCCGAAAUAUAGCAAGGAAUACCUCGAGGAACUGCAGAGUUCGACACCCAACACGCCGCAAAACCUUGCUUCGCUGCAGAUCCGCGACGACGGAGAUGAAAUGGAGCUGGACGAGUCCGAGCUUGAGGGUGCGCUAGUAGUGCAACAAACAGACGUCGCAGCAACUCCUCCAGCGUCGACGCCAACCGCGGCUGCCCACAUUCUUACCGAAGCUGAAAUUCGCGAACGCAAGGAACGGCGGGCGCGGUUAGCCAAGGAAGCCGAGUUCAUCUCUCUCGAAGACGGGUCUGACGACGAGGAGACGGAACGGGGACAAGGGGGUCGGAUGUCGGUCAAUCUCCCGAGCAAGAAGAAGAGGGAAUCGCGCCUCAUAGCCGAGGAUGAGGACCUAGGCGAAGGAUACGACGAGUUCGUAUCUGACGGCGGCCUUGCCCUAGGCAAGAAAGCUGAGCGGGAAGCAGCGAAACGCCAUCGGCAGGAGAUGGCAGAGCUGAUACACGCCGCCGAAGAGGGCUCCGACGCCGAGACCGACGACAGCGAGGCGGAGCGUCGAGCGGCGUACGAAGCUGCGCAGCGCCGUGCGGGCAUGGAUGGCUUGCAUCGGCCGCAUGACCCGGAUGGCAUGGAUCUGGACGGAUCCAUGACAGGACCGGAUGCCAUCCCGCGCAUGAAGCCGCUGCCGAAGAUGAACGAGGUGUUGCAGCGCAUGCGCGACAUUGUGCGGGGCCUCGAGGACCAGGUAACGAGAAAGCGGGCGAGGAUAGAGGAUCUCGAAAAGGAAAAGGAGGAGAUCCUUGCGAGGGAAAAGGAGGUGCAGGAGAUCCUGAAUCAGGCCGGAGCGAAGUACCAGGCGGUAGUGGCGAGUGCUGGCGGCCAGGCGGGGGAUGUAGAAAAGAUCGUGAGCGGGCAGUCGCCGCUGAGGCCGCUGCCCCCGGGCAUCGUAGGUGAUUUUCAACCAGUGGAACGGGGCCUUGAGAGCUUUGGGGCGACGCCAACAAGGCGCGACGACAUGGAGAUGGCUUGAGAUGGUAGCAAGGCGGGGAGUAGCCCAAGGCGUAUGCCAAUAUUCUAAUGCAUCGAAAGUACUGUCA
Messenger RNA from Chaetomium strumarium, 1705 nucleotides. Its product is annotated as nineteen complex-related protein 2-domain-containing protein. Gene Ontology annotation, molecular function: DNA binding. Gene Ontology annotation, biological process: spliceosomal complex disassembly; mRNA splicing, via spliceosome. The record is from RefSeq and is a predicted model, not a curated record. Gene Ontology annotation, cellular component: U2-type post-mRNA release spliceosomal complex; nucleus. The coding region runs from base 67 to 1638 and encodes 523 amino acids. NCBI's taxonomy places the organism in Eukaryota, Fungi, Ascomycota, Sordariomycetes, Sordariales, Chaetomiaceae. The transcript is spliced from 2 exons.